This is a messenger RNA of Closterium sp. NIES-67, 2099 nucleotides long. The record is from the annotation of a GenBank genome assembly. NCBI's taxonomy places the organism in Eukaryota, Viridiplantae, Streptophyta, Zygnematophyceae, Desmidiales, Closteriaceae.
AAAUAAUCCCAACCAAGAUUAUUGGACCCACCAAUAAUCUUGGCUAGGAUUAUUGGACCCCCAAUAAGUUGGCCAACCCAACUUAUUAGGGUGACCAAUAAUCGUGGUCACCUCCCAACCAAACCCCCCCUCCUACUCCUCACCUCUGUAUACCCGCUCCUUUCCCAAUACAAUGACCUACUUUUUACUGUCACGAUUUCUCACACACGACCCACAGCCUCACCGCUUCCACCACCACGCCCACUCCUGCCGCUGCGAGUCUGAGCUACUGCCGCGGAGGAGGAGGGCUGGUGAAAGAGCUCGGCCUCGGUGUUGAUGCUCCACUGCACUGGGCAACCUUGGCGGGGGUGUGGUGCUGUGAGAUCAGCCGCAUGUAGGCGAGCUUGUGGGCAUCAAUGGCGGGCGAGACUCUUGAGGAGUUGGCAGCAGAGGUGCAUCGAGGUAAGCUACGUCAAACACGGCAAGACGACGGGCAAGAUCGAGGACGUGGCGGGUGAAUGCAGAGGCGCGAGUGGUGGAGUCCAUAGUGAGGGAGUUGAACUCCUUGAUGAGGGAGUAGAGGGUGGCAACAUCCUGAUGAUCAAAGAGAUUGGCCAGGAGCUGCCACGGGUGGGAGGAGGAGGUGGGAGCUUGAGGGAGGAGAGAAUGGUGGCAAGGAGGAUUGCAAGCGCUCGACGAUCAGGGACAUGCCAGGCGGCUAUGCUGGUGGUGUAGGUGCGCAGGUGGGUAGUGUAGGUGGUGAACUCCUCCUGGUACGCGACAUAGCGUGCGACUGCGAAGUCGUAGUCGGCCUUGGCGGCUUCGUAGAUCAGCCGCAGGCGGAGGUGCUUGAUGAGGCUGUUGCAGUAGAUGCGGAUGGCAAUCUUGGCGCCCUGAGCACAACUGCUUGAACACAACGGCUUUCACGUUGUAGCCGCCAACCACCACCGAGGAGAGGAGCACCUUGACCGACUGGGCUUUGGAGUGCCGGUUGGCGGCAGUGUUGUCGGGGAGGAGUUCGAGUGCGUCAACCGCGGCAAGGUUGACGGGCGAGUCGGAGGAUGCCAUGCCGGGGGAGGAGUGAGAAAGAGGAGGGGAGGAAGGAGGGAGAAGGAGUGGGAGGAAGGAGGGAGAAGGAGUGGGAGGAAGGAGGAAGGAGGAAGGAGGAGGAAGAGGAGGUGAAAAGAGCAGGUGCGCAGAGCUCAGCUCUUAAGCCGAAGGCGCUGCACAAUGUGUAGCAUUUGAGGAUGCGGUGCAAUCGCGGGCGUGGGCACCGGCGAGAGGCGCAAGCUCGGACACGGCGGCGGCAGAUGCAAUGGCAGCGAGCAAUGGCGGACGCGGCGAGCGCGGCGACGGGGGACACACCUGGGAGGGCGCAUGACGGGAGUGCGAUGGAAGGAGGCGCGACGAAAGUGUGCAGCAGAGUGGUGAAGAAGGGCACUCGGGUGAAUGUCACUCAGUCUUCCAGCAGUGGGGAGUGCUCCUCCUGGUACUGCACUGCUCAGGGCGAGAGCUGCUCAUCUCUGCAGGCCGCGCUGUCGCUGGACGCCUCCUCCCUGGCUCUCUUCAACCCGGGCCUCGACUGCUCCUCGCCCCUCCCUUUACCCCCCGCCACUACCGUGUGUGCAUCCACGGGUGGCAGUGCCCCCACAGCCUACCCUCUCUGCACGCGCUGGGUGCUCUCUGCUCCAGAUGACACCUGCGCCUCUCUCGCCGCCCGCCUCGCCCUCUCUCUGCCGCUGCUGCUCGCCCUCAACCCAGGCCUCCUCUGCUCCAACCUCCCUGUCCGCACGCCCGCCACCCUGCCCUCCUUCGGGGAACAGGUGUGCGUCAGCCAAGCCCCACCAAGCCUCGCCUGCGCCGAGCCCAACUACCGGUUCGAGGUGGUGGCUGGGGACACGUGCACGGCUCUGAUUGCGCGGCGGUUUGGGUGCGUGGAGGCCCUGCAGAACCUCAACGCGGGGCUCGCCUGCUCUGACCGCCUGCUGCAUGUGGGGCUCACCCUCUGCGCCCCGCCAAUGCCCUUAGAGGCCUGCCUCGCCCUCAAGGCUCUCGCAGCCUGACUGACCUUGACACCUUUUUGUUCAUGGGAAAAGCAAUGGGUCUCUCUGCUGUCCCUA